AUGCCUAAGAAUUCAAGAAAACAGCUGUACGACGACGAAUACGACGCAAGAUUCUACUCCCACCUCGUUCCUGAAGGACAGGGAGCCUCGCAGUCACAAAACAGUUAUGGCGGUUCUAAGAAACAUUCCAAGAAGAAGAAAAGCCACAGAAAGCGAUCGAAAGAUCGGGAGGAAAAGCCACCACUCCAGAAAUCUCUGGUUGACUACGACGACAUAAGCUCAGAUUCUGAUAUUGUUUCGGUAAGUCCACAAUCGACGAUAGAAUCGGCGUCCAGAUCGUCGCAUACAAGCAGGGCCGUACCGACAGGCACAAGUCGAUCGUCGGACAACUACGGCCAGGCACGCCAUGGGCGCAACUCCAUCAAACGAAACGACUCGCCCGUAAAUGUCGUUCGGGCCCACGGUAGAUACAGAAGUCGGAGUGCAUCCAAGGAGAGGAACGAUGGCUCCAGGUCGCAUUCACGCAACCGGCCUGCCAAAAGCAAAAAGAAGCGAACCAAACACAAACGUCGUUCACCGGCCGAGGACUAUGGCGUUCCGGAAAGCCACAGCCACAGAGAUGUGAAACAACACAACUCUGUGCCCAGGACUAGUUUCCCACCGGAUUCCAGAGACAGUUCCAAAGUGUACACGGAUUUACCCAAAGCAUAUCUUAUGGACUAUAAAGACAAUGAUGAGAAAAGGCACCGGAGCCCAAGCCCCUAUUACAAGUAUGAGAAGAGAGAAAAGCGCAGCUCACCCAGUGUCAGCAGCAGAAAAAAGUACACAGCCUCUAGGAGUGUUACUAAUUUCAGUCGGUAUUCCAAGAAGCAUAUGAGAUCAAUUUCUCCAGGCUCAGGUCGCAACUACAGUCGUCUUUCACCAAGUCCGUCAAGAAAUUCAGCAUUCUCCUCUAGAAAUAAAUUGAGCAGUCCAGCGCCAUACACAACCAGUUUAGCAGCUGAGCUGAGAAUGCUGCGCAAGGCAAGAGAAAGGAAGAGGAAAAACGAACAACCUGUAGACUAUGUAGAUAGCAAGGCAAGCUCUCCUGAUCUGGAGAUUAUCAGUCGGUCUCCAACACCAGCUCAAGUGAAACCUGCCAGCGUCUCCAUUAAAGUUGAGACCCCGGUGAAGCACAGCCCUCCUUCAGUGCCUGAACAACCACCACCACCUCCACCCCCACCUCUGCCACCACAAACACUUCACAAUGCCAAUCCAGUUUAUCCUCCAGAGACUUCAGCACUUCACAAGGACGUCCUUGAGGAGGUGCCAGCAGCAAAAGUGGGCUCUGAUGUCAGGCAGAAUGGAGGUCGUGGGCAAGAACUUGACCAUAGAUCUAGAGGCAACCACAUGUCCACUUUACCCAAACUGCCUCUUCCAGAUGUGGGUCCGCCGGAUGAUGCUGACUAUGAAUCAAGUCCCUACAGUGAAACCAAAGUCAAGGAUAGAGAAAGUAUAACAGCCCGUCCUCGAGGCAUCCGUGAUCUUCCACUGCCCCCCAUAGUGGACGAGCCUGACCCAGAAGUAGAGGAAAAUGCCUGCAGACCUUUAAGUAAAAAAGAUGACCGACCCAAGUACAGGAAGCCAAAGCUGUGUUACAAUCGCCGUAGCAACAACAAGCAGGAAGACUGGGGCGAGCGCUGUGUGGAAGCGUUUGACAUCAUUCAGAUUAUCGGGGAGGGCACCUACGGCCAGGUGUACAAGGCCAGGGAUGUCAACACAGGAAUAUUUGUAGCUUUAAAGAAAGUGCGCCUGGAGAAUGAGAAAGAAGGAUUCCCCAUUACAGCAGUUCGAGAGAUCAAGAUCUUGCGACAGCUGCAACAUCCCAACAUUAUCAACCUGAAGGAGAUUGUCACCGACAAGCAGGAUGCUCUAGACUUCAAGAAGGACCGAGGUUCUUUCUAUCUGGUGUUUGAAUAUAUGGACCAUGAUCUCAUGGGUCUCCUCGACUCAGGCUUGGUGGUGCUGGCUGGAGAAAACAUUGCCUCGUUCAUGAAACAGCUCUUGGAGGGAAUUCAGUACUGUCACAGGAAGAACUUCUUACACAGGGAUAUCAAGUGUUCCAACAUCCUACUCAACAACAGGGGUCAGAUCAAGCUGGGAGACUUGGGCUUGGCCCGCUACUACCAUGCUGAUGACAAGGAGAGAUUGUACACCAACAAAGUCAUCACCUUAUGGUACAGACCACCUGAGCUGCUUUUGGGCGAGGAGAGAUAUGGUCCAGCCAUAGAUAUGUGGAGUUUAGGAUGCAUCCUUGGGGAGCUGUUCACGAAGAGACCCAUCUUUCAAGCCAAGGAAGAGUUUGCCCAACUGGAGCUGAUCUCUCGGACUUGUGGCACCCCAUGCCCAGCAGUGUGGCCAGAAGUCAUCAAACUACCACUCUUCCACAGUUUCCGGCCAAAGCGUCAGCACAGGAGACGGCUGCGAGAUGAUUUUUCAUUCCUGCCUAAGCUGGCCUUGGAUCUGCUAGAUCACAUGCUGGAGUUGGACCCCAGCAGAAGAUGCACUGCUGAACAAGCUCUCAAGUCUUCCUGGCUGAAGGAUGUGGAUCCAAACAACAUCCCACCACCAAACUUACCCAGAGAUCAGGAUUGCCAUGAGCUGUGGAGCAAAAAUAGGAAGAAAGAAAUCAGAGAGCAGCAGAUGCGGGAACAAGAACCCAGUUCAAAAAAUUCUUUACCAAGACCCCCGACUUCGAGACCAUUCACAGAGCCUGCAUUUUCCUUCAGAGCAGCAGAACAGAAAGAGGAUGCAGGGAAAACCAGUGAAGCUGCUAUGACUGAUGAGAGACGCAAUGCACAGACUCAGUUGUCGAGUUUGAUUCACUUGCUGCAGUCACAGGAGAACUUGUCUCUCACAGAGAUAGCCAAGAAACAGAACAUUUGUGUUGAUGCCCAGACCUCCAUGCUGUUGAACAACCUUCGCGAUCAGCUGAUGUCUGCUCUCUCUAGGAUACAGAAGGACCAGAACCUGGACAAAAUGGAUGCUAGCUCUGUGCUCCCCAACCUGCUGUCCACCAUGCAAAGUGUCAUGUUUGAAAAUGCUGCCAAGAGUGACCUGUCGGCCAGAAACACAUUCUCACACAUGCCAGAGUUGAAACCCAGAGAGCUGGGGCUAUCAGACUCCCAGCGCAUUCCAUCGUUUGCUUAUUCUGAAGGGGCACUGAGGCAGCAGCAGCAGCAGGCCUCAGACUACCAGACCCCACCGGUACACAACUUAGAUAAGCAUGCUGGGGUGAAGGCUGCUCUAGCACAGUUGUUGUCCCAGCAGGGAGUCAAUGUACACAUGAACACAUCUCUGUUUGACAGUUCUGCAACCCGGCUCUCCAAUUAUUCCCCACUGAGUUCCUACACAACCCGUACCAACACCACCUUCCGAGAUAACCCUCCGGAUCCACCUCACACCAAACAGUUAGAUGAAUCACCCUACAGCAGUUUGUCCAGCCAUGAGUCUUUCCCUGGAUUUAAUGCUUCACACCCACCGGAAGCCAAGCCGUACCCUGAUGAAGUCACCAACAGGCAAGGUGCCACAGCUCAGUAUUCCUCAUCUUUGAGAGCUGGCACUAGAGGGACUGCUGGGUCUUCACGCAAUCAGGAUGUGUAUGCAGCACCAGGUUUGUAUGAUGGGAGGAUGGGCUGGUAG
Messenger RNA from Candidula unifasciata, 3621 nucleotides. Lineage: Eukaryota; Metazoa; Mollusca; Gastropoda; Stylommatophora; Geomitridae. The record is from the annotation of a GenBank genome assembly.